This is a messenger RNA of Hippopotamus amphibius kiboko, 970 nucleotides long. RefSeq names its product NME/NM23 nucleoside diphosphate kinase 3 (gene NME3). Gene Ontology annotation, molecular function: nucleoside diphosphate kinase activity. The record is from RefSeq and is a predicted model, not a curated record. The coding region runs from base 128 to 637 and encodes 169 amino acids. Lineage: Eukaryota; Metazoa; Chordata; Mammalia; Artiodactyla; Hippopotamidae. The transcript is spliced from 5 exons. Gene Ontology annotation, biological process: GTP biosynthetic process; CTP biosynthetic process; UTP biosynthetic process.
CGGCGUGGGCGGAAAGACAGGCACCUCCUCUGCGAGUCCACCGAGGCGGCGGCGCCCGGCGACCAGGCCGCUUUAAGCGCAGGCCCCGCCCCGGCCCGCGCGCCGCCCGAGCCCUGCCGCCGCCAUCAUGAUCUGCCUAGUGCUGACCAUCUUCGCCAACCUCUUCCCGGCUGCCUACACCGGCGUGCACGAACGCACCUUCCUGGCCGUGAAGCCCGACGGCGUGCAGCGGCGGCUCGUGGGCGAGAUCGUUCGGCGCUUCGAGAGGAAGGGCUUCAAGCUGGUGGCGUUGAAGCUGGUGCAGGCCUCGGAGGAGCUGCUGCGCGAGCACUACGCCGAGCUGCGCGAGCGCCCAUUCUACGGGCGCCUGGUCACGUACAUGGGCUCUGGGCCGGUGGUGGCCAUGGUGUGGCAGGGUCUGGACGUUGUGCGCGCUUCGCGGGCGCUCAUCGGGGCCACGAACCCGGCCGACGCCGCGCCCGGCACCAUCCGCGGCGAUUUCUGCGUCGAGGUCGGCAAGAACGUGAUUCACGGCAGCGACUCGGUGGAGAGCGCCCGUCGCGAGAUAGCGCUUUGGUUCCGCGCGGAAGAGCUCAUGUGCUGGGAGGACAGUGCCGGGCACUGGCUGUACGAGUAGCUGGGUCGCUCGGGCAGAUGUGCCCUUCUGUAGUGGGCUGUGGGUGAUUCCGCACUCUCCAGGCUCCGGAGAUGUGCACACGUGUGGGCCCCACACCUAGGAGCUCAGAACACCCUUCCUGUGUCAGAGGGCACGGCAGCUUUCAGGACCACAGGAAGGCAGGUGGGUGCACACCCGUGGAGCUCUGGUUGCUACAGGCCUUCCUGCCCUAAGGUUCUCAGGAGGCCUGGUCCAGCCUGUGCCUGUUUACAGCAUAUCUGGAAAUGCGGCAGGGUGCCACCGUGGUCUUGGCUUGUCUCAGCAUUUCUUUUUAUAAUAAACUGAAGAAAAUUC